AUGAGCCCAGCACACCUAACUCGACAUUCACGCACCCUCCUCUUAACGCUUGACGCCUUCGGCACCCUUUUUCACCCGUGCCACCCUGUCCCGAACCAGUACGCGGCGGUUGCGCGUGCCUUCGGAUUGCCCCGUGCAGUCAUAACCCCGGACCGGCUCAAAGCCGCAUUCAAGGAGGUUUUCAAAGCACAAGCGCGUAAAUAUCCCAAUUAUGGUCGUUCAGAUGUUCUGCUGGGUCAGUAUGGCGGGCCUCGACAAUGGUGGGAGGAGGUGAUUCAGGGGAGCUUCGCGCGCGCGAUACUUGGGAACAAUGAGGAGGCACGAUCGACGCAAACAGGCCAGACGGGCGAGCAUAUCAUUCUUCCCCCCGGCCUAAUUGAUUCUCUACUGGAUCAAUUUGCUGGGUCCAAGGGUUAUGCAUUUUACAAUGAUGUGGCACCUUUCUUCCGUCGCAUGCGCGAACUGAAGACAAGUGGAAAGAGUCCGUUUGAACAUAUAAUUAUUGGUGUUAUUUCAAACUCGGAUGAUCGCGUUCCUGCUGUGUUAAAGUCGUUGGGCCUCCAAGUAGGCAAUAUGCGCGCCGACCAAGAUCGUUGCAGUAUGGAACUUCCAGGCUUUGAGGACCUCCAAGGCGCGCAGGCCACAGCAGAUGGGCAACACACAUUGGAUGUUGACCUUGUAAUUACGAGCUAUGAAGCCGGUGCAGAGAAGCCUGAUCGGUUGAUUUUUGAUGUUGCGAAACGACAGGCUCAGUUGCUUGCGACCCCUUCGAAUAGCGACGCCGACAUACUUUGCGUACAUGUGGGCGACGACUACGUGAAGGAUUAUUGUGCUGCUAGAGAUGCAGGCUGGGAAAGCUACCUUCUUCCUCGAGACGCGUCUCAGAAGAAUCCAAACGCAGAAACUUCACUAGACUCUUUGGCAGAGCUGGUCGAUCAAUUGGAGAGGCCGACUUGA
Messenger RNA from Penicillium antarcticum, 957 nucleotides. RefSeq lists its product as uncharacterized. The transcript has a single exon. The coding region runs from base 1 to 957 and encodes 318 amino acids. The record is from RefSeq and is a predicted model, not a curated record. Lineage: Eukaryota; Fungi; Ascomycota; Eurotiomycetes; Eurotiales; Aspergillaceae.